Messenger RNA from Amoebophrya sp. A25, 5864 nucleotides. NCBI's taxonomy places the organism in Eukaryota, Dinophyceae, Syndiniales, Amoebophryaceae. The record is from the annotation of a GenBank genome assembly.
GCCAGCAUAUUUUUUGUCGUAGAAUUUCUACGACAUGAUCUACAUCUAGAUGAUCUACUUCUCGUAGAGUACAGAGUUGGAGAGAAGCAGUGAAGAGUAGCGCUCAUACAACACUAAUGCGUAUCUACUUCUGAAACGAGCACGAGAUAAAGCGACCACGACGAGGACGUGAGCAGGAGGUGGAACCCGAGGAAGAAACGACACACGAGCAAGAGUCACGUCGCCUCAACGAGCAAUACUACUUGUACGGUUCGCUUUUCGUGCUUUGGAAACAAAGUCGGCACCGUGAGCAUUGUUCAGGACAACCGCUAGCAACAAAAUGACGUCGUCCCCUUUGAGAUCAUUCGUCUUAUUUGCCUCUCUGGGCCUACGCAUACAAAACCAUUUUCACGUAAACGCCGAUCGAUCUUCUUCCGCUCAGCAUGCAGGAGGAGCAUUCUCUUCUGCCUCCUCCGGACAUUGGAAAAGAUACUACUACCAUCACGAAGUCGAAGGUCCUCUUGGUCGUGAAGAUGCUCCUGUAGGUCGUGGUCGUGGUCGUGUAGUUCCAAGGACGUCCACGUCUGGAGGUGCAGCUGUGUUUAAAACCACAACUACACUCAAACAAGAACGAGAAGAAGAACCUGAACUACCUUCUGAUCAUGGUCCUUCUGAUCAUGGUUCUGGUGUGGAGAAUCCUAGACCUAGAGCUAGACUUACUUCUAUCGACGACGAGAUCCCUGUAGUCCCAGACUGGAUGCCACAAGCCUGGGUUGCUGCAGCUGCUUCUAGUACUCCUGGCACGGCCAGUAGGGGUCGGUCCUCUACUGUUAGUAAAAGUUCAAAUCGAGGAGGGUCUACUCAACAGCAUAUUAAUAGAGAGGUUGCUCCAAGCCCAAGCACAGCCGCCAGUAGUCGUUGGAACAUCCGUCGAGGAGGUGGAGCCUUUAUGGCGCCGAAGAGUAGAGGUCGCUCUUCUGUGCGGCGCACGUCGGCUGGAGGUUCUGCUGCUACAAGACAACGAUCGACGAUUUUUACUUCAUCUAGAAAUGGGAGGGGACAUCGAUCAUUCACACAUGCAUAUGUUGAGCUAGACGACGAAGAAGGACGUGGUCGUGCUGGAGGCGUGUUAGAAGAUGAACGCCAGAAGAUGAUGAUGAAUAAUCUAGCCGUUGAUGUUGAAAAUAUAUAUGAUGAUGACUACGACAUGCAGAACCAGAAUGAUCGUCCUCGUGGUGAACAAGAAGACUACUUGGAGAAACGAGAAGACCUCAGUGCCGAUGAGCAGGAUUCUUCAUCCGCGAUGAGUGAUCUUUUUAGCGUCGAAGACGAUGAGAAAGAUGAGGAACCUGAAGUCCCACGUGACCGUGAAACCAGCACUGCGCCGACUUCAUCUAAGAUGUUGAUGCACGGUCGUCAGAGAUCUCCUUCUAGCACAUCCAAGAAGUCAUCUAAUUCCAAGAAUACAUCCCCAGCAUCAGACGUUGUCCCUAGGAUGCAUGUCUUGCCCAAGGAUUUGAUGGGAGAGCAACCUGGGAUGUUGGACUCCGUAAGGUUUUUCGAUAUCAAAGUGGACCCGAUGAAGGCUUUUGGUUGGCACAUGCAGGAGUCGGAUGCCCAGAACCAAGCACGGUUGUUUGCAUUGAUUAUUAUGGCAUCCCUUGUACUCCUAUGUAUUGUUCCUAUUCCUAUAGAGAUACAAGGACUCCCUCCUGCUCUCGUCCCAGUUUUGAGGCGAAGAAGUCUCCACUGAAUUUGAUCGGAAAGGGUGUCCCGAAUCCUCUACAUCAUAGAUACAACUCCCUGCUCGUCUCGUCCCAGUAGUUCCUUCAUCUCCGGUGAGGUGGCCACUGCGUACGCCGUAUUAUAAAUUUAGGAUUUAUUCGCGUAUUCGAGUUGUCGUGUCUUCGCAACCAUGAUCGGCUGCGUAUAUUAUAGGACUUCGCCAACAAUGACCGGCAAAGUAGAGGGGACCUCUUUGUUUUAUUGCAACCAUGAUGGAAUAAAGUAGAAGGUUUCUAAAAACAUCUUUCACUCUCUAAUUCCCAGCGUCGUGAACGUAUUGCGCAAAAUGCCUUACUCCUGCGCCCAGAAGACCAGCUGUUGGUCGUUGCGAACGACGAGAGAGUCAACGUUGGGAGUGUUUUGCUUGGGAAAGCUACUCCACCUCCCGAAGCAGAAAUCGCUGAGAUUAGUCCUGACGUCGUUAUCGUGAAUGCUGGCUUGAUUAUGGCUUGUUCAUCGUGUUCCCAAAAAAUUCAAAUGUUUUAUCUUCAGGAGAAGAUUCAGAAUGAAACUACUUCUUCUUGGCGCUUUCCUUGUUAUAAUGAGAGGUCUCAGGCUCUAAUCUGAGUCGCAGUACUGGCAGUCUGGUCAGGAACGUGCCAGUCCCGAUGCAGCCACGUGUGGGGAAAAACUCCCAACCACGCAAAUUGCGACACGUCUACUAUCGAGGAACCCAGUUGGAUGCGUUGAAUCAAGCAGCACUGAGCAGAAGUCGGAAACAUUGGAUGCUUCCAGGAAAGGGCUCUCAGUUAAGACUAAGACAUGAUUUGACUUUGAUAUUAUAAGUACAGAAGGGAUGGUGCGUUCUUCGGCUUCUCAGUUGAGACAUUUGAUUAAUGAUUUCAUUGAUAGGUAGAGAAUCAUACGUACAUUUUCCUUGAGACUUUCUUAUUGUCAUCGAUGAUCAAUCUCAUCGAACUCGAAGAUGUCGGGGAGUCAUUUUUUGUUGGAGGAAAACGAAUGAUCUUCAUAUCAUUUCAACCUGUCUCUUCUAAAGACAUCUGCCGAAGACGCAGGUGGCCUUGUAGGCGGUCAGAUGUACGACCCUAGUAAUGAUGGACGAAAUGGUAACAUCGCAGCUUCAGGACUCUACGACUUCGCAUUUGAUGGUAUGCGCGCCAAGCAUUUGGAGGGUGUAUCCCAACGAAGUACCGAUGCGCAAGCACAAAACUGGCACAAUUAUCAACUGGCGAAUCAGAUACACCUUGGCGGUGAUUUCCUAUGAGCGGUGCACUCAGACUCUACUCUCCAUCAUGGUUCCUCAGAAAAUACAAUAAAUAGCAUGACACACUCUACUCACUCAACUUAAUGAAACUACGAACAACUCACGAGCAAUCUUCCUGCGACACAAACACCAACACUAUCUAGUACUUGCAGCAGCAUAGUCGUGUAGACGUACUACUAGCACAACAAGAGUCUUCAAGUUUCUUCCUCUAAAAAUUCAAAACACAAUCAAAAGUACGACUCGUUUGUCUUCGUGCGAAGGAGAUGAUUUUGCGGUUCGCUCAUUUUGCUACCAGUGCGACGAACUGGAGGACCGCAUGACAAGAUGCAACGAUGAUCGCCAACAAAAGGCUGCAGAGCCCGAGGCCGCUGCGCACGAAAUUCCACCGGAACGGAUCUUAAGGCUGAUCUUCAUACUGGUGUACCUAUUAUUUGUUUCUGCACUCCACAGUGUGGAACUUGAAAGCUAGUAAGUAUCUUCUUGCUCGAAUAGGAAGAAGGGUUUUUUAAAGCUAGGAUGAGUCUGUUAAAGAGGUUAAUGACAUGUUGGAUAGCUCGAAGAGGAAGAAGGGUGAGUCUGUUACUACUAGACUUCCUUUCCUUAGAACUGUGAUUUCUCUUAACGAGUAGUCUUUCUUUUCCUUUUCUCAGGAGUAGUCUAAUCCUUAUUUCCUAAGGACGAGUUUUUUUUCUAAAGUCUAAGGUCUAAUCCUUUGACCUCUUUCACAUACUCAUCCUUCUGAUCCUCUUAUUUAAAGUUAGUUGUACUAAAGGAUGUUGCGUCCUCCUCUGUUAAUGAGCAGGUUAAUGACAUGUAGUUGGAUAGCUCUAACGAAAGCAGGUGCAUCCCCAGAGAUUCGCCAAGGCCGCGACACGGAUCUUCAGUUCUACCUGCUGGAUACCUCUGGUGACCCGCGAACGGAGCUGAAAGCGCCACCCGCUGAGUUGCUGCUCGGAGGAGAGCAAAUCGAUUCUGUUGCUGCCAAAUGGGCCAAGCUACACCACACUGACCGAGACCUCAUGCUGGCCUACUCCGUCCUGAGCGUCAAUCCCGUUGUCGCUGCUCCGAAGUCUGGGUCGUCGGUGGCGUCUGUGUCCUACCGUUUGAAGCACAUCGGCGUCCGCAGCGACACUGCAGCUUCUACAGGCAUGUGGAGUCGAGUCGUUGGAAGCAGUUACGCCUACGACAGCGAGUUAUCGCAGUCGAUGCUGGAACAAGCGCAACCCUACUACGACAAAGACCAGCCUUUCGCCAGUUGGCCUACGUUCUUGCAGAGGUUGAUGAGACCUGGUUGCCCUACGAGAAACAAAUCUUCGGCUCCUGCAGUGGGACAACAGAAGCAGUUGUCAAGAUCAACAUCCGGACAAACGAAUAUGAGGAUGGCACAGCUACCGGGAGGACGAGGAGGCCAACAAGCUCAGGUGUAUGGCAUUUGAGCAAAUAAGAAGACUUCUAACGUUAAAAAUGAUGUAGUCACCGGUUUUUAAACAGUUGCAACAGCUGGUGUACAUCCAGAAAUUAGAAAAGUACAGCGAAAGAGCCUCGGCUCAACCUCAAGCUUCUAGCUUUUUAUCCAUCAACUUGAAACUUCUAACUCCUCCCAGCUUCCCCCACGUCAAACGACCACCAGCAACAAGAAGCUGACAGCAGUUUAAACCGUUACCUCUCCUUCCCAUUGCGUACGUGCGAGUGGCGUCAGGUGCCAGUCUAUGUCAACGUCUACGACUUGGAUCCUCCAAGUUGGGAGAGCAACAAAAUCCCAUUCUGGAAUCGGGUUUUCACGAACGAUGUGUUGAAAGUUGGAGGUCUUUUCCAUGCAGGCAUCGAAGUUUACAAUCGCGAGUUCUCCUUCGGUUACACACCACGUGGAAGCGGCGUAGAAACGCAUACGCCAAGAAACCAUCACACCCAUGCUUACAGGGAAAGCGUUUUGCUUGGUAUUCAUUUUUCAUCGAGGAGCAGUAAUUUUCGUAGCUAAAAGGUGUAGUUGAAAACCUUUAACAUGUUAAUGAAAAACUACUGAACAUAAUGGUAAUGAAUUAAGAUCAUAUUAAAAGAUAUGAGAUGCUGAACGCCAAUCUCCAAGUCUUGUUGAUUCUAUAAAUUCCAUCACCACAUCAGGUUUCAGCUACCUCUCCUUAGAAGAGCUUUCUCACCUCGUCUCCGUCAAGCAGAGGCAAUGGCCUGGUGCCAGUUAUGACCUUCUGGAGCGUAACUGCUGCACUUUCAGCGAUGAAUUUGCCCAGCUAUUGGGUGUCGGUAGUAUUCCGCAAUGGAUUCACCGAUUCGCACGAUGGGGUAGUAGUCUGGCCUACGCUGCGAAUCAGUUUCCGCACCUGAUGUCGUCGACUACAGGAGGCAGCAAUCAACCUGAUGGUUUUACCGGCAGUCAAGGUCAUUAUUUGACCCCACGUGCAAUCGCAUCGGCAGAACCUGAAACCCUCAACUCUUUUGGAGUUUCCACGAGAAGUGCAAUAAUGGGAGAGCAUGAGCAUGAGGAUCACAUUUACGUCACAUUUCGAAAAUAUAAAUCAAUGUUUCUUCAUCUCUAGUACUUCAUGUAUGAGAACUAGAACAAUAGAUAUUCUCUUCAUCAUUGCGUUCUCACUUGCUCUUAUUAUUUUCACUAGUAUGGUUUUGAAGUCUUCAUUUUUAUCAGUUUCAGAUUGAUUUAGAACAAUAGAUACAUAGACGACUUCUUUUCCAACAAGAUCAAUUUUGUUCAAGUGCUGAUUAUCGUUAAUAUCCUUGAAGAGUCUAACAUACAGGUUCACACGAGGAGGAAUUGCGAGGACCCAGUAAGCUAGGAUUGACACUAGAGGAACCCGACCACGAUGAUCGCGACUUCUGGAAGCUUGGGGAGGAAGGGAUCUGA